GUUGGGUGGGCCGUGUUGGGCCGCUUUAGGUUGUGACGCUUUCUCACGCACGAUGCCUGACAAUGUGGACUUGCCGGCGGUGAAUGCGUGGACUCAGUUCGGGCGGCUGCUGAAGGUGGUGGUGGGCCGGGCAGAUCCAACGAGUUGCCACCUGCCCGUGGAGCCCGCCUGCCAGUCGGAGAUCAAUGACCCGUACCUGGCUGAACAGAUUCCAUGGCCUGGAGGCCAGGCUUUGCCAAAGGCGCCAAGUGAAGCAUAGGAAGAGCACCAAGCUCGCAGAGGCGCAGCUGCAGAACUUCUGCCACAUCUUGGAGUCGGAAACUGUGCAGGUGAAGUCCGUAAGGGAAGCCGCCGAGUGCGGCCGAUUGGUGGAGAAGAGGCGCACCGAAGCCCUUCGAAGCAAUACGAAGGAGAACGACGCCCGCGUCUUUCAGAAGGGCAGAACCCGGACCUUGCGGACCAAGAGCAUGGACUGGAGCAAGCCUGUGGCUGGGCCAGAGUGGAGCUCUCCAUCCCAGUACUGCGCGACAUGCCCUCGGGACACCAUGAUCACCCUGGGGAACACCAUUCUGGAAGCCACCAUGAGCAAGCGGUCCCGCUACUUCGAGCACUUGGCCUGCCGCGAGAUUUGCCUGGACCUUUGGCGCCAGGACCCGUUGAGGAUCAAGUUCUGGAGCGCCCCAAAGCCGAGCAUGUCGGAUGAGAUGUACAACCCGGGCUUUUGGGCCAAGACAGACGAAGAGCGCUUUCAGUCAAUGAGGUCUUACGAGUUCUGCGUGAACGAGAAGGAGCCCAUUUUCGACGCUGCAGAUAUCACAAGAGUUGGCAAAGACAUCUUUGUUCAAAAGUCGAUGACAACGAACGAUUCGGGCAUCAUGUGGCUGAAGAGCCACUUUCCGGAGCUGCGAGUGCACGCUUUGCAUUUUCCGUAUGACCUCUACCCCAGUCACAUUGACUGCACCUUUGUGCCCCUGCGGCCGCCAGGCAAAGACCGGGAAGAUGGCCUGGUGCUCAUCAACCCGGAGCGGCCACCUUUGCGGGCGGAGUUGGAACUUUGGAGUCAGAAUGGGUGGAAAAUGCUGAACGCACCCAUGCCAGCAACCUUGGAUCGGCCGGCCUUCUCACAGAGCAGCUACUGGCUCUCCAUGAACUUGCUGUCGUUGUCGCCAUCGACUCUUGUGAUUGAGGAGGCUGAGCUUCCGCUGUACAAUCUACUUUCGGAGAACGGCUUCGAUGUCAUCACUGUUCCUAUGCGCGGCAUGUACGAAUUUGGUGGAGCCAUUCACUGCUGCACAUGGGACCUGCAAAGGGAUGACGCGUGCACUGACUACUUUCCUGAUCAGAUGGCAGCCCAGGAGCACCUGCAUUUCCCGACCUUCACAGACAUUGAUGUGAUUGAUGUGUCAAGCAGUAACAAGGGCUUCUUGCUGAACCCCACGGCAGACCAGAAGGGCGUCGGUUCGUAUGCCAAUCAGAUCGCAGAUGGAAACGGAGCACCGGCCAAGAAGCAGAAGUUGCAGACGUAGCUUAGGAGUCCAGGCAUCCAAUUUUCCGCGAGAGGUGGGGAUCCCUCACUGAACUCAAAGCUCGUGGUGGGGCUGAGGGCUGGGCUUCAAAUGAACAAGCCGCCCAUUCCGUGAAGUUUUGAGCACUUGGUUUCCGUGACUUCAAGCUUGUCAUGCCACAAGUAAAACACACAUCACCAAGCCGUUGCACAAUGCACUGCCAACGAUGCCCGCCUACACCG
Messenger RNA from Effrenium voratum, 1747 nucleotides. The record is from the annotation of a GenBank genome assembly. Lineage: Eukaryota; Dinophyceae; Suessiales; Symbiodiniaceae.